CCGGGCCCCAGGCAGCAGCAGGCGGCGGGCGGCGCUAAGCUAGGGGCCUCGCUCGUCUCCCUGUGCCGCCGCACCUGGACGCUGCUGAGGGCCGGCGGCCGCAAGGGCUUCCAGAGGAGCCCCUCGGCCGCGCGCCUGGUGGCCAGCGAGGCCUGAGCGCGCGCGGGGGGUCCGGGGGAGUCCCGCCCCUCCGUCCCGGGCACCUCAGCCUCUCCGGAGUGGAGCCUGGAACAGUGCAUCGUGGGAUACGCAGUUCUUAUCUUCACCCUGAGGCAGGCGCAGCGACUCGCUCUUGAUUCGAAGGGGACUUUUACCGCUACCGCGGUACCGUGACACUUUUCUUCUCUCUGCUUAUUGGGUAGCAUUUCUUUCUCAAGCGAACUUUGACCCCUGAGGACCGACAAGUAACUUUGGUACGACGACUGGCCCCAAAGGGGACUCCUUGACGUAGAGGGGGCGGGGCUCGGAAGAGGGCAGAGGCGGGGCUCGGCAGGGGGCGGGGGCGGAGGCGGAGCUCGGCGGGCUCGGAGGCGGGGCUCGGUGGAGGCGGGGCUCAGAGUUGGACGCAGACUUUGCCAGGCCGGGGGCGGGGAUGCCGCGGCGGUGACGGCGGCCAUGGUGGUGACGCAGCUGCAGCUGGAGCUGUGCUACGAGGGGCGGAGGCUCCGGGGCUUCACCUGCAGGGUGACGCGCUCCGCCCACGGCCCCCUGCCCGAGAGCUCCUGGGGCAUCGCCGCCCAGGUGCUGCUGCCCUACCUGGUGGCCGGCCUGGGCAUGGUGGGCGCUGGCAUCGUCAUGGAUACCAUGCAACACUGGGAGGUCUUUAAGAAGAUCACGGAGGUGUUCAUCCUGGUGCCGGCCCUGGUAGGGCUGAAAGGGAACCUGGAGAUGACCCUGGCAUCACGGCUCUCCACCGCAGCAAACACAGGUCAGAUGGACGACCCUGAUCAGCAGUGGACAAUGGUGUGUAGCAACCUGGCCCUUAUUCAGGUGCAGGCCACGGUGGUGGGGUUCCUGGCCGCCCUGGCAGCGGUGGGGCUGGGCGCGGUCUCCAGAGGGGGGGUGGAGCUGGACCAGGCCGCCGUGCUGUGCGCCAGCAGCGUGACCACGGCCUUCGUGGCGGCGCUGUCCUUAGGUCUGGUCAUGAUCGGUGUGAUCAUCGGCUCCCGGAAAGUGGGCAUCAACCCCGACAACGUGGCUACGCCCAUCGCCGCCAGCCUGGGGGACCUGAUCACCCUGUCGCUGCUGGCCGGAGUCAGCAGCGCCCUCUACCAGUACAGAGACGUGUGGUACCUGUCCCCCCUGGUCUGUGCGCUCUUCUUGUGUCUCAUCCCGUUCUGGGUGGUCAUCGCCAGGCGCAGCCCGCAGAUCCAGGUGGUUCUGAGGUCGGGGUGGCAGCCUGUCAUCGUGGCCAUGUCCAUCAGCAGCAUCGGAGGCCUCAUUCUGGACAGGACGGUGAGCGACCCCAAAUUCGAGGGCAUGGCCGUGUUCACCCCCGUUAUUAACGGAGUGGGCGGUAACCUGGUGGCUAUCCAGGCCAGUCGGAUCUCCACUUACCUGCAUUCCUGGAGCAUUCCGGGGGUGCUUCCGCACAAGAUGAGGCAGCACUGGCCCAACCCCUGCGUCACCUUCUUCUCUGCAGGGGUCAACUCCAAGUCGGCCAGGGUGCUGUUCCUGCUGGUGUGCCCGGGUCACCUGGUGUUCCUGUACGCCAUCCACCUGCUCCAGGGCGGUCACGCCGCCAUCACCCUCACCUUCGUCUGCUGCUACCUGUGCGCGGCCCUGCUCCAGGUCGGGAUCUUGCUGUACGUCGCCGACCUCAUCGUGCGGCUGAUGUGGAGGCGGAGCCUGGACCCCGACAACUUCUCCAUCCCGUACCUGACGGCGCUGGGGGACCUGCUGGGGACGGGGUUCCUGGCCAUCUGCUUCCACCUGGUCACGCUGGCCGAGGGGGCGGGGCUGUGAGGAGCCGCCGCGCGUCCCCUGCCCUGCCCCGCCCCGUCCCGCCCACUCCCGGCUUCCUGCUCCAAACCGCCGGGGCGGCGGGAGGGCGGGGCUGCCUGGUGCAUCUCCACCCCAGAUACGGAGCGGCAGAGACCUCACUCGAAUGCGUUCUGCCCUUCAUCAACAAGUUCACUUGCGUGGGGGGGGGCACGACCUCUGACCCUUCUGGACCCCUUAACCUGCGACCAUUUGCAGCGGUCACAUAUCCACAUGCUGUUCAUCUGCCCUCUGCUGCUGAAGGGGUGUGGCACACACACACACACACACAAACACACAUGCACGCACGCACGCACACAAACACACGCGCUUACACACACGCACCCAUAUAUACAUUGCUAAUCCGGGACCGGACACAGACUCUUGCGUACCUGAGCGGGGAUCCUGAAGACCACGGCCAAAUCUACAUCCUCAUUCUGCCUUUAGCUGGAGCAGUUAGGCUUCAUAAUGCAAGCGCUGGUAACAACCCCCCCCCCCC
Anguilla anguilla (European eel) is the source of this 2479-nucleotide messenger RNA. RefSeq names its product solute carrier family 41 member 1-like. The transcript is spliced from 10 exons. Gene Ontology annotation, cellular component: plasma membrane. The record is from RefSeq and is a predicted model, not a curated record. Bases 616 to 1965 code for a protein of 449 amino acids. Gene Ontology annotation, molecular function: monoatomic cation transmembrane transporter activity. Gene Ontology annotation, biological process: monoatomic cation transport. NCBI's taxonomy places the organism in Eukaryota, Metazoa, Chordata, Actinopteri, Anguilliformes, Anguillidae.